Molecule: messenger RNA, 852 nt
Organism: Penicillium nucicola
Lineage: Eukaryota; Fungi; Ascomycota; Eurotiomycetes; Eurotiales; Aspergillaceae
Exons: 1
Coding region: 1-852 (283 amino acids)
Source: RefSeq, a predicted model, not a curated record
AUGUCGUCCCCAUUUCAGAUCCCCUUGCAAGCUCAACUCGAGCUAGAGCACAACGAAGCCUUCUGCGCCAUGCGCGAACAACUUCGCAGACAAGAAUGCGGUAUGGAACGACCAAGCUUCUGCACCGCCCAUCGCCACUCCUGCACCACCACCGAACAAGAGACCUUCCGCCUCCACCGCGACAUCAUCCACACUCUCCUCGUCCCCCUCUUCCUCAUCAACCACCAAGCCGAGCGUGUCGCAGCCCGCACCCUCCCCAGCAAGCGCGCCGCCGAACCCGAACGCGCCUUUCGGGGCGAAGCCCGCAGCGCCUUCGCCUGGCUGAACUGCAUUCUCACCGAGGAACACGACUGGUACCUCACAGCCCGCUGCCCGGCCUGCAUCGUCCUGCACGUUCUCCACUCCGAGCCCACCAUCCGCUUUGUGACCGUCGCCUCCCAGCUCGCGGGUGCGCGCUCUGCAUUCCAGUGCUGGCUGACCGCACUCGAAGUGGCCGUCUGUGAAGAUCCCUUUUGGGGGGAUGCCUUCUGGCCCGAUAUCGAAGAGCGCGCCUCUCGCCUGACGGAGGGCGUCCAGGAGCUGGUUCGGCAGUGCUACGAGCUGCGUGCGACUCUCGAUGACCCGUCUCGCCCGAUGCCAUCCAUGGCCAAGUCCUCUCUGCCGACUUAUGGCCGCUCUGCGUCUUGCACUAUUCCCCUGAAGCCUUCCAGCUUUGCGCGGAAGCAGGUCCGUCUCACCCGCGAGGAGCAGAAGUAUCGCUCCUCGCUUUGGGGCUGUUCGCAGGAUUUGCGACCGCCUCUGGCAGGCUGUACUACUGCGACUCAGUCUCGGCGCCGGUCGCUGACUUCUUGA